CAAAAACACAGAGCGAUCAGCUGACUGCGUGUGCAGUAAUAAAAAGUGUAGAUAUACGGUAGUAAACCUAUGUUCUGACACGCUUAUUUGUCUCUAACUGUACAUAUAACCUCGGCGAGAGAAAACAAAGGAAUGUGAACAGGAAGUGGAGGAAACAGCUGGUAUCUGGAAAUACUCAGAAGUGAGUGGAAGAAGUCGUCUCGCAGUCACAACAAAGAGUGAAAUAUGGGCAGUGUGUACCAACCUUUAUCUUCAGCAGAGUCAUGCAGAAGUUUAUCCAUAGAGAUGUCAGAGUGCUUUAUUUGCAGGGAUGUUGAACUCAAAGCCAGUGACCCACUGAGGAAUUUCUGUGACUGCAAGAAUUUACUUGCCCAUCACGUGUGUCUGUCCACAUGGAUCCAGAGGGGAUGUGGGAGUGAAGACAGGCUGAGAUGCAUUGUCUGCAAAGCCAAGUACCAGCUCCAGAGGAGGUCUCCGUGGCGCUCAGUGAGCUUCCGGUGGCAGACGUGGCUUGUGCUGAUCACUGCGUUUGUUCUGCUGGGUCUGGUGCCUUAUGUUGUUCACUGCAUGAUGACUGCCUUCACUAAACCUCCUCCUCCCAGCACCUUUAAAUUGGCAGCAGUCUCUUUUGGCCUGCUGACAGAGAUCCUACUGAUCAAGUGUCUGUCCAGCUACCUCAGCAGUCGUUACCGGCAGGCUGAGCAGAGCUCCUUCACAGUCCAGGCCAGAGGCUCUGAAGAGGACAGAACGUGCCCGGGCCGUCGGGAUCGCUCUGAGGCUGCUUCAGCUGCGGCAGGUCACGCUUCAUCAGCGGCCUCACCCAGUCAAGUGGACGAAGGGAAAGCGGAUGUGUUUAAGAGUGUACGUCUCAGUCUUUUCUGAACCACUAACAGAAGGAGUUCAUCCUUUGGGUAUUAGAUGUUUCUAACAGCCAUUUAAGAUAUUACAUCAGUUUAUCAAUGUAGCUUUUAUGAAAUGUUGCACUUUAAAACCUAUUUUUCAGGUGUCAAAUAUUCUUGUUUUCCUCUCUGUCAGACCCUUCAUUCACUGGAUAUAUUCUCACAUAUUGCAAAUUGAUCGCCAUGAAGAGAAUGCACGCAGCUUGCAUGAGUGUGUUCAGGUUCAGAAAAAAAAGAGCCUGAAAUCACUCUCUUUCCUUAAUGAUGUCCACACAGAGACAAUGGGGCGCCGCUCUGAUUAGUGUCACCUGUCUUUGUGCAUCUCAUCAGCUCCAUUAUGGCUCCAUCUCCCAUGCUUCUUCUGCUAAUUGAAUAGCCUGUGAAGUGGUGACGAGGACGGGGGCGAGAGCAACGUCUGUCCCGCUGCUGCCUCGGAAAUGAGAGUAAAGCUUCCCAGUGAGACACUACCGUUGUUCUUAAAACCUAAACCAUUAUCAUACAGAUAAAGAAAGUGCUAACAAGUAGUACUCAUGUUAUAUUACCAUCAUAUCGUCUAUGGAUUAUGUUCAUAUAUAUAACAGCUUUGAAUUAGCAUCUGCUGUUGUUUUGAGGGGAAUGCAGUGCCGCUGUAUACUUUGUGUCAGACAGAGCGUCCAUAUCGGACGCAGCAAUAAGAUAUUCACUCAUGGCUUUCAGGUGUAUAUUCCAUACAGGAGUUGUGCAUGGCAAAAAGGUAUGGGUCUGGAAAUACGCUUAUUUGCGAGUUGGAUAAGAAAACUCAAACUACUUGCAUAUCUGUGUGGUAAAUAUACUGCUUAUUAUAGCCAGUAGCUGGUUAGCUUAGCUUAGCACGAAGCCUGGAAACAAAGGGAAAAGGCUAGCCUUUCUUGGUCAAAAGGUAACAAAGUCUGCCUAGCAGCACCUUUUUUUUAUUCGGGGGGUUAUGUGCUGGAUAUGUAAAACUAUUCCUUUAAAGUUAAGGUAAGGCUAGCAUUAUUCUAUAUAUUUUUUGUAUUCUCAGCUAAUCUCAUGAAAAGAUGAUCAUGUUCCUCGAGGCACGGCUCUGCUGCCGACCAUGUGCUCACCUGACGAUUGUUUGCUGAGUUUAUGGUCCUUGUUUUACGUGGAUUAUCAUACAUUCACUGGGAGCGACCUACAUGUAACACAGAAUCUCAACGAAUUAAGCAUGAGAGUGAAUUAUUCUUUACCUUACAACGUUCCUGUUCCUGUUGCCUGGAAACUCUUGUCCAACCAGAGUUUCCAGGCACUAGGAACUACACUCACACUAAGUGAUGUUUUGGGCCUAAGUUAACAGGGGUACUACGGUAACCUACGAUCCAUAAGAUGAAGGAAACUGUGUUCCGGAGGAGGCCUGAGAUAAUGAUUAUAAAGAUGCAGCUGCAGAUUCCCUUUACCUGUCAUCAUGCUGUCCAAUGUGUGCUCCGUAAGCAAUAAACUGGAUGAACUCAUAGCCAGAGUUGAAUAUGACAGUCUUAUCUGUCUCACAGAGCCUUGGAUCAAAGAUAACACAACUCCAAAGAGGCUAUACAACAAUUAGCUCAGACAGAGAUCAACAUGAAUCUGCUAAAUCAAUAGGAAGCAGCCUGUGUAUCUAACUGGGAAAAACAUUUUUGCAUGGCAAAAUGCACCCGCAAACCUAAAUUUUAACCAUCUCUUGUAAAACUUUCCAAUGCAAGAUUUUGGCAAAUCACUGUAAUUCUCGAGAACAUGGCUGGUCCAAAUGUUAAUGCUCGUAGAGAGGCUAGUGGAGAGUAACCUUGACGCCUCUCUUAUUCUGCAGCUCAACCUGUUUUUAUUCUUGGACGUUGUAAUACGAGUAUUUACAAAAAUCCUUUAGCACUAUACGGACUGUCCUAUUUGCUUUACCCGAUCUUUGCUUUGGGAACAUCCCAGAUACCUCUAAUGCUGUUAGCCGUCCACCCCUUGGAAAAUGGGACCACAUUGUUAUUCACCCUUUGGUAAGUAUGUAAUGCCACACCUCCUGUGGGGUUAUUCCAGUACUUGUUAAACACGCAUAGUGCCUAAAUCAUGGAAGCUCACAAUCAUUAAGCCUGUGCCAAAAAGCCAAACAAAAGAAUGCUGAAUGACUCUUGACCAAUAACCAUCUCUUCCAUCCAUUGUUCAUCCACAAACUUCCUGUGUGGCUGAGUAUUUGGCCCAACAAAACACUCUUCAGACGUGGGGCAAAAGUAGCAAUUUGAAGAUCAAUGUUGAUAAGACUAAAGAAAUGAUCAUUUGUGCCAAGUAGGAUUUCACAACAGAGCCUGUUGAAACAAUUAAGGCUUUAUUUCGACCCAAAGCAAAGUUGGUGAUUGCUAGAACAGUGGAAAGACAAACCAAGGCGGUUUUAGUGAUUUUUAUUGAGUUUCUGUUGUCAAAUUUUGUCAGUGCAGCUUUGAACAGAGUGAUAGAACGGCUGCUUCUUGGUAAACAAAAAGGAUCUUACUCUUUAACAAAAAGGUGUAUCUCUGUAUGGCUUUUUACAUACUGUUGUCACAUUUUUAAGAACAAUCUGAACCUAUCAGUGGCAAAGACAAGCACUUUUAGUGGACGUACAUUAACGGUGUGUAUUUGCUUAUAAGGAUUAUGUUGCAGCCAGCUUCACAAUUGCCGGCUGCAGCGCUCUUGCUCAAUACUGGACCAGUUUCAAAAAUUAUUGUCCCCAUUAGUCACUUAGACACAAAAAUAUGGGAAAAUAAAGUCCAGGUUGAAAAAUAUCUAAGUGCAAUCAGCAUUUUAAACUAAAAAAAACAGAGCCACAAAUCUUGCUCCGCAGUGUUUUGUGUUUUAAUGUUUUAUGCUUUAAGUAUUGUAUCCAUAGUUUUUACUUUUGUACUGCGUUUCCACAUUUGUUGUUAUUGGUUUUAUCUGUUCUCAUGCUGCUUUUAUAUUUUGGUGAGCCAAAGACAAUUUUCCAUUCUGAUGGACAAUAAAGUUGUAUUCAAUUCUAUUCUACAAGACCAAAGCCAAAAACAAUGUGUCAGUCUGGCUUUCAAUACCUACUGACUACCCUGUCCUAUCUGUGGCUCUCAGCCCCAAGCCCACUGGUACUGAAGAUGUAAAUCUUAGUAACAACACAUUUACCA
Molecule: messenger RNA, 4006 nt
Organism: Morone saxatilis (striped sea-bass)
Lineage: Eukaryota; Metazoa; Chordata; Actinopteri; Moronidae
Exons: 5
Coding region: 226-882 (218 amino acids)
Molecular function (GO): zinc ion binding
Source: RefSeq, a predicted model, not a curated record